Linum trigynum is the source of this 7308-nucleotide messenger RNA. NCBI's taxonomy places the organism in Eukaryota, Viridiplantae, Streptophyta, Magnoliopsida, Malpighiales, Linaceae. The record is from the annotation of a GenBank genome assembly.
UUUUAACCGUUAACUUGGACGGUCAAACGCGUUGACCGUUAGUCAACGUGCCAUGUCACUGCCAAGUCAACAUAAAAUAUUUAAAAUAAUUCACAAUUUCCACACAUUUCCUAAUAUUAAAUUAUUGUAAAUUAAAAAAAUCAUCUAAUACCUUAGUUAAACCAAAAAUAAAAAACUAAAAAAUUAAAUAUUUAUCAGAUCUUCUGACUUGGCAGUGACGUGGCGCGUUGACCGUUAGUCAACGCGUUUGACCGUCCAAGUUAACGGUCAAACAUUGGGUUUGGCCAAAUUGUUUAUUUUGGUGUAUAGUUCGGGCCAGGAUGUUAUAGAUCGAAAAUAUUGGCCAGGAUGUUUAUUUUGGUCAAAGUUCAGGCCAUACGAAAAUAUUAACCCUAAAUUUAUUUCAAACAACGUUUGAAGGAUAUUAUUUUUUUAAUUGUCCUCUAAUAUUAUAAACAUUUUUAUUUUAUUCUAAUUAUAAACAAAAUUAGAUAACAUCUUAAUUCUGAAAUAGUGCAUCCAGAACUAACGGUCCUAUAAAUAGUCUAACUCUAAUCUCAUCCACCAGUAGGGUUGGCAAUCAAAUCCAUGGCCGCGGGUACCCGACCGUCCCCAACCCAGUCAACGCGGGGAAUCCCCGCUUUGACCGGAUAUGGGGCAGGUAUGGGUAAAACCCGCAAAAAGUUUGAUGGGUAUGGGGCGGGUAUGGUUUUGGCAUCCCCCGCCCCAUACCCGCCCCACCAAGAGAAUUUCUUCACAUAUAAAAAAAUAUGUGAAUUUCUUCACCAAGAGAAUUUCUUGACAUAUAAAAAAAUAUGUGGAUUAAAUUGCAAUUGAGUGACCACUUUAAUCAAAAUCUAAUUCAUUUUCCUCAAUUCUACUUACACUCUUUCACUUUCCCCCUUGUCAACAAGAUUAUGUUAGUUAACUAUUACUUAGUAGAUGUAUCAUAAUCAGAAGAUAAUAAUUUGAAAAAUAUUAUACUCUAUAUUAUGUAUUAAUGGAUGUUUUAGGAUCAUAUACUUUGAACCGUAUUAAGAAAAUAAUUGUGUUUUGUUGACUUCAUGAUAUUAUAGGUUUGUUUGGAGUUAUAAUUAAAACUUUUCUUGUAAGUUUGAGAUAUAGUAAUGUUGGAUGUACGGGUACGGGUAUUACCCAUGGGUACCCGAAACCCACGGGUAUGGGGAUGGGUUUGCAAAACAUUCCCCCGCAUGAGUAUGGGGCGGGUAUGGGUUUGAAUAUUUGAAGAUGGGGAUGGAUAUGGUUUAGACAAACCCGCCCCAAACCCGCCCCAUUGCCAUCCCUAUCCACCAGAGCAGCAUAGUGAUUAGUGAGGGUGGUGGCCGGUGUGGCUGCGAUGUAGCAAGUGAGACCGUGAAGAAUUCCAUAUUUCCAGGCGAGGUCGCCCAGAAACUCCUAGGUUCAUAGGCGGAUUUAGGAAUUUUUUUAUAGGGGUGUCCUAUUUUAAAAUUAAAUAAUAAAUAAUUAAAUUAAAUCAUAUAUAAAAAAAUAUUCGACUAGUACAAAAUUUAACAAAAGGUCAUCACAUGUUUUCAUAUUUUGAAAAAAGAAUAUAAAAUAGACUUGAUAUCUACACUGCUCAACAAAUCUAUAUAUCCUUCUAGACAAUAAUCCACGAACUGAUCGCAUCUUCGCUUUAAAACCUUGUUCUUUAUGUAACUCAAAGUUGAGACUCUUUUAACUCCUGCCGUGAAAUCAUAAAAUCAAUUCAAAUUAAGGAUAGCCCUUUAUUAGUUCAAUUGUUUGGUUUUGAAAAUAGUUUGGGGUAAGGAAUAAUAUCUUUACUAUUGUACAGUGUUUAAAAUAGAGCAAGAAAUGAGUUAUAACCUAGAGAAUAUGUUUAAUAAUAGUAGCGUCCUAGGUUUGAAUAAUACAAAUUACCACUUUUUUUUUAAUCAUACACAAAACUACUAUCGAAACUCGAAAGUAGGAUAAUUGUUUUUUACAAAAUAAGGAUGUCUCGGAUUAUCAAUUAUAAUUUUUUUAUCCAUAAAAAUUACUAUUGAGAGUUGGAUAAUCGUUUUUCCAAAUUUUAGGGGUGUCCCGGAACACCCCUAAAGUCCAUGUAUACGCCACUGCCUAGGUUUACUGAUAAAAGUUAUAUAAGAAUGCGAUUGCUGCUUAAAACCUGAAGAUCUCACGUUUGAAUUCAUUAAAUAGUAUCUUAAUCACAAAAUGAAACAUAUAUCACCUUAUUAAAAAAAAAAAAAAAUCGGCUGCUGCAUUUGUUGGGUCGCGACUCGCGAGGCUUUUGGUUCACACACAAAGGUUCACAAUUUUUUGGGUCUCACCUAAACCCUUGUUGGGGCUUAGAAGCUGGGCUUCAACAGCCAUGUUGGGCUCUGAGGUUUCCAGUGGGCUAUGUCAGCUUUCUCAACUUUGUUGUUACACUCCAUUCCUCGGUUUUGGGUCUAAAGCUGAAGUUGAUUUCCACCUUUUUUUUAUUAUUACAAUCUUAUAAUAAUGGUCCUCUAUUAAGACCCAUGAUACUUACAUAAACAAUAAACUUUUCAUAAAAAAUAAAGUCAAGCAGGGAGUACGCACGGAAAAAAAGAAAUAUUAGAUGGGUUGGCAAGGUGGGCUUAGGAUACAGAUAGAACAAAAGCAUAUUCUGCCCUGUGAAGAAUGGGGCGUGGCACCUCUACUUUGACUAUGGCUCUCUCUUCUCUUGGGCGGAGCAAGUCCAGUUAGUACGAGAACAAAACUCGAACCCACGGGUAUCUACCCGAUUCAAUUCGGUCAACGCAUGUAAAAUCCGUGUUGACGGGUUUGAGCUGGGUUCAGGUGUAAUUCGCUACACUAUUCACCGGGUCGGGUUGGGUUUGGGUUUAGGAAAACCCGCUCUAUGGGUACCCGCCCACACACAUAUAAUUAUUUUCCCGGUAUAUUUAAUAUUCUAAAUAAUAUAUCUUCUUUAAACAACUAAUAUCUAUAUGUUUGUGGAGACAUGUAUAAUUUGUUCUUUCUAAUUGUUUAGAAUGAAGUUGAUAUUAGGAAGUGAAGAGUGAAGAAACUUAGUUGACGAGGAAGAAACUUUCAAUUAAUCUUAUUGUUUAUAUAUGUUUAUCUUUAAUUUUGAAUAAUUUGUAUUGAUCAUUUGCGCUUUGCUUGUAUGCUCUAAAUUGAUGUUUUUUGUAUGAUUAAUUUGUAUGCGAAAAUUGAUGUUAAACUCUUAUUUUGAAAGAAACUUGUUAUUGUAAAUUUUACCACAAAAACCCACGGGUACCCAUGAACCCGCGGAUACCCAGCGGGUUGGGUUGGGUUUGAGUUUUUCAAACCCAACGGGUUUUACCCCGGGUUUUUUUGGCGAAUAAACCCAUGAGUUUGGGUUUAGGUUUGACAAAACGCGACCCAACCCGACCCAUUGCCAUCCCUAAGUCCAGUCUAACUGUGUAAGUAUUAAAAAAAAAAGUCCAAAAUCCCAAAGCCCAAGUGCCUUCACCUUUACCUACCCCAUAUACUCCAACCCAAAACAAAAUGUCCACAUCUCUCAUCUGACAUCUCAUCUAAUUCAAGCAAAGCAUCUAUAAGAAGCAGCUCAAGAGUGAAGAAGACGAAGCAUCUCUCUGCCUGACUCCCACUUUUCCUGAUUCCCUCUCUCAUUCGCUCUUUAUCUCGAUCUAUCUUACCUCUCCGUACUUGUAACACUCUUUCUGUAUGGCUGCCAAUUGGAUGAGCAACAGUAGUAGUGGCAGAGGGAUCGCGAGCUUGGGCAAGCGACUGCUCUUUCCCAACCACCGGAUCUCCACCUCCUCUUCUUCUUCUUCUCCCUGCAGCAUCAGGGGGUUGCAUUCGGCGUACGAGAAGAAUGUAGAGUCGGCGGAUCACCAUCAUCAUGAUGAUGAUCAGGUGAUCUUCCGGCAGCCACAGCAGCAGCAGCAGAUGCUAAAAGAGGAGGAUAAGUUCUACUACUGGGAGCCGCACCCGCAGACCGGAGUGUUUGGCCCUGCUGCUGCCGCCUCUGGAGGAGCCGCGGCGGCCUCGUCGGGGAAAGCUUCUACGAUUGAUGGUGGUGAUGGUGCUGUGGUGGUGGAAGAGAAGGCCUGGUUCCGCCCUACCAGCCUCGAGGACUCCGAGAAGCCCCACUUUUCUUGACGACAAUUCAUCCUCUACGGCUGCUACUACUAAUACGUUGUCGUAAUAAACGCCUAGCUGUUUGGUGGUCGCAUAUAUAUGUUACAAUAAUGAGGCCCUAGCGGUGAAAGCUUUCACCGGCGGCGGCGGCAGGAUCUUAUCUUCAUUAGUUUAUUGUAUUAUGUGUUCAAAGGGCUUACUAAUUACGUUUGUACGUGCGUGGAUUAGUGUGUAUGUAUCUUCAUGAUCGUGAGUAGUGUUUGCUGUUUUCUUCUACCUUAGUAUUGUGCGGAUGGUGGUAGAGUUUGAAUAAUGUUCUGUAUUUGUAAUGACGAUCAGUUGGUUUUAUUUCAACCUAGCUAUCAGCUUUAAUUUGUGAGAGAGAUGAGUUAAGCUUGCCUCAACCUAUCGUUAUAUUUUGGCUGGAAGGAAGCUAUAGGAACACUUUUACUAUACUAUAUAGUAUUGGUGAUUUAAUGUACAACUUGAAGUUGUACCAUAACAUUAAAUGUAUAAGUUUAGGUUGUACCAUAAAGGAAUUUGUAUCAUUAUGUUAUGGUACAACUUUACAAUUUGAAAUUAAUAUUGUACCAUCACAUAAUCUACAAUUUUAAGUCGUACCAUAAAAGAAUUUGUACAAAGUAUAGAUACAAUCUGAAGUUGUACCAUAACGUUAAAGGUACAAUUUCAAAUUACACCAUAAAGAAAAAACUUAUAGCACCAAUGCUAUAUAGCAUUGUAAAAUUCCUCAAGCUAUAGAUAGAUGGGUCUUGCACAAAUGGCCCAAUUAUCAGAAGAUGUAUUGUGGAAGAGUCCCGGAUCCAUCGAUAAAUAUAUUCAAUAGUGGUGUGGGCCCAACAAUUAGCUAACGUGAGAGGGAGAGGGAAGAAACGAAGAAUAAGAAAGCCCGAACAAAUAUCCGCCGAAGAGAAAAGGAUGGCGAUGAGUCGGUUUGGGUUUGUGUUUGAAUCGGUAUAACCAUCAAUAAAAUAGAUAUUUAUGGGUUCUGUGGUGAAAAAAUUAUACUAACAAGUUCAAGUCAAUAUAAAAGUCUAACAUAAUUUUUCCUAUACAAAUUAUCCAAACAAAAAACACCAAUCUAGAGCAUAGAAGAAAACCAUCCAUACAAACUGUUCAACAUUAAAGAUAAGGGUGCGCCUACGGUGACGUGCAUGUCACGGUGACUUGCACUUUUCGGUCGACCUCAGUUAGGAUUAGGUCGAACUAAUCUGUUGUUUUAUUGUAAAAAUAGUUUCAUGGUGCCUACUUUGGACAUUCAUAUCAUACAAUUGGCUAAAUGAAAAUUGAAGAUUAAUGGCUUGUUUUGAAGAUGGAGUGUCCCUCUACAUAUUAAAGUAAUUAAGAGCUCGAUGGGAAGUCCAGAAGACCAUUUUCGAACCUGAUCAAAAGGCUAUGCCAAAACUGGGAAACUGCCUGAAAAUGGCUAAGUCUGGAAACGUGUUUGUGAAACCUACUUUGGAGCUCAAUUCGAGAAGCAUGAAUGUGAGUCGAGUCCAGGAGCCUCUACCACAUUAAAUUAGGUAUGUUGUAUACAAAUUCAAGGCAUUGGAUGAAAGAUUGGGUAUCUGUAAGGCUUCAAACAAAAGGGUCCAAGUUGCUACAAAGGCUGUUUUCUGGCAGACUUCGAGCACAAGCAAGCUGCCAGAAAAAUAGCCUUUGUAGCAACUUCGAGCAUUUUUUUAAGCCUUAAAGAUAUCCAAUCUUUCAACCAAUGUCUUUCCUUUGUAGACAAACAUACCUAAUUUAACUUGGUAGAGGCCCCUGGACUCGAAUCGCAUCCAUGCUUCUCAAAUUGAGCUCCAAAGUAGGCUUCACAAACACGUUCUCAGACUUAGCCAUUUUCAGGCAGUUUCCCAAGUUUGGCAUAGCCUGUUGAUCAGGUUCACAAAUGGUAUUCUGGACUUCCUAUCGAGCUCCCAAGUACUUUUAUGUGUAGAGGGACAAUUCAGCUUCAAAACAAGCCAUUAAUCUCCAAUUUCCAUCUAGCCAAUUGUAAGAUAUGAAUCUCCAAAGUAGGCACCAUGAAACUGUUUUUACACUGAAACAACAUAUUAGGUCGACCUAAUCCUAUAUGGGGUUGACUGAAAAGUGCAUGUCAGCGUGACAAGCAUGUCACCGUAGAAAAGUCCAAUAAGAAUAUAUUCAACUCUAUUUGCGAUCGAGUUAUGUUUUGAGACCUACGUAUCUGGUCCUAGAUAGGGUGCAAACUACAAACCAUGGAUAAGUAGUCAUGAUCUCUUGAUUUUAGUGGGCCUAGAUCUAAUCAGUGAUAUGCAAUAUAUAUUCUAAGAAACUUCGGAGGUAGCUAACAAAUAUUGGUCUACAAAGAGUAAUAAAGAAAAAAAUAUUUUCAAACUUUAGAAAAACAAUAUGAAAAAUAGGUCAUAAAUUAUUUUGGAUUCAAAAGGUCCUAACAUUAGCAUACACUAGCUAAUAUCAUAAAUUAAAGUCUGGAGUGUCAAUAAUUUGAUGGUUGAGGAAACAUGUUGCAAAACUACUAGAGGGUAUUAGAUAAUUGUAUAUUAAUCCUUUUCUAACAAUGCUAAACAAUUAAUUGAAAUAACAUAUGAACUUUAUUUUAUAGUUUGUGGAGUAGUCAGAUUACGAGUCAAUAGGGUUCUGGUUAGUCGGAUUACGGGUUCAAUCCAGUUAUGAGUCAAUUGAAUUCGGGUUAUUCGAGACAUGGGUAGUCGGGUUACGACCUUAAUCGAGUUAGGGCCAAUCGGGUUAUACGCCAAUCAGAAUACAGAAAACUCGGGUUGCGGUCGGGUUAGCUCAUAGGGUUUGACUCUUGUUUUCGUGUUGCGUUUAGGUAGUUUAACUCAAAGUAUAGUAUUCCUACGUCGUCUACUAAGCAUUUUUUAAAACUAAGAAUAAGUGAAUUCCAAUAAAAUAAUGAAUGUCAUUAGUUUGGUACAAUUAUAUUCAUUAACUAAUUUUUGUCAAUGAUGAUGUUAAUUCUUACGUAUUUACAAUAUUAUGACAGCUGUUUUAUCGAUGAGUUAAACAAGGUGAAGGGGUUAACCUAAGAAGAUCCCUGUCAUUGCCCUUUCCACCGAAACAGUUCUGCUUCUUUUGAAUUCGCUCAAACCACCUAUUUUGUUCACCUAGGAUCAAAAUCCCGAUUUUAAACGAUUCUAAGGUCCACCGAUUUUAUAGUAAAAUCUCCCUAAGUAAAAUCCUACAAUCCUA